Messenger RNA from Paralichthys olivaceus (Japanese flounder), 2732 nucleotides. The record is from RefSeq and is a predicted model, not a curated record. NCBI's taxonomy places the organism in Eukaryota, Metazoa, Chordata, Actinopteri, Pleuronectiformes, Paralichthyidae.
CCGGAAGUUUACCCCCUGGCCCGACGAUAGCAGAAGAAGCAAUGGCGGGGGACAUCUCCACGGAGCUUCUGUUUCUAGAUACGUUUAAACACCAGAGUGCAGAGCUGACCAACGUGGACGUGGUGCGGUUUCCUUGCGGGGUGUUGGUCACAGAGGUGCGGGUCAUUCCUCCAGGAAUCAAAGCUCACAGUAACUUACCUGACAGCAGAGCUUUUGGGGAGACGUCUCCUCAUGCCUUCCAGUUGGAGCUGUUCUUCAAUAAUGUGGCCAAACCCAACAGCCCCACCUUCAACAGACUGGGCAGUCUGGAGUAUGAUGAGAACAAGUCCAUUGUGUUCAGACCCAGUGGAAAGGUGAACACAGACGGCCUGGUGCUGCGUGGCUGGUACACCAGUCUGACUGUGGCAGUGUAUGGUACAGCGGAGCGCUCGCACGGACAUGAACAAGCCUCACCCCCUCCGCCACCACCCCCACCACCCCAACAGCCAAGCGGGCCCAAGAGGAUCGUUAAACAAGAGUGGGAAAAAGACGACCAAUACAAUGGCAGCCCACCCAGACCAGCACCCAGAGGGCCUCGUACUCCACCUGGACCUCCACCGCCAGAUGAUGAUGAUGAGGAGCAGGUCCAAGUGACGGUGGGUGUGGUCAAAGAUGAGCCGCGCGAGGGACGUGAUAACUACCUAGAGGCCGUGUCACCUGAGAGAUCCCUGCCUGCUGAUGAGACGUAUUCGGAUGCUGAGCAUGAGGAGGGCGAUGAAGAGGAGGAGCAGGAGGAGGAAGAGGAUGCCCGGACAGAGGGAAGCGCUCUGGAGGAGGAAGAAGAAGAAGAGGAGGAGGAAGAUGAGGGUGAGGACGAGGAAGAGGAAAUGGAGGAAGGUGAUGAUGGUUAUGAGCAGAUUUCAAGUGAUGAAGACGACCUGGAUAACAGUAGCUUCAAGUUGCCCACCUUUGACAUGGACUACACUCCUGAGGACCUGGCUUCUGUCCCACCGGUCCAGUAUGACCCAUAUGAGCGAGAACUCAGGCCCCUGCUCUACUUCACCCCUCCUUACAAGACUCGUUUUGAUACCCAGUUUGAGAAGGCCAUUGUUGAGGAGCCUAAGGAUGCUGGGGAUGCAAAAGAACUUGGAGAAGAAGCUGAGGCUGUUGCCCAAUUAAAAGAGCUGCUGGGUAGCAUUGGUGAAGACAGAGAUGCUCGCUGGGUUACUGCUCUGGAAGAGGCCCCUGGACUACUGAGCAAAGGGUUGGCCUAUUUAAUUAAACAGGGAGACAGCGAGGUGGAGGAUCCAGUUGGAGUCUUAGCCAAGUGGGCUCUCCAAGCUCUGAGUAUGGAGGUGGCUCUCACACAACCAAUUGCUCUUAACCUCAGACAGUUGAAAGCUGGGGCCAAGCUAGCAUCACACCUGGCUGAGUGCCCACAGGGCCUCACAGCGCUGCUGCGUGAAGGGGCCCUGGGUGUUUUACUGGAGCUGCUCCACACAGACCACUUAUCUUCUACUCUAAAGCUGUGUAUCCUUAGAGCUCUGGACGCUCUGACUAGCGCUCCUGCAGGAGUGGAGGCUUUCCUACAUACAGGAGAGUCGGACAAGAGUGGAUAUCAGCAUUUAGUCCAGCUGUUCCUACGUGAAGAAACCGUGAGGGUCAUAACUGCUGGCAACGCCAUAUUACAGAAGAGUCACAUGUACGAGGUACUGGUCGACCUACAGCAUACAGCAGCAGCAUGGAGUGAAACACAGCAGGAGGACAUGGAGGAGGCCGAGAGCCCCAUGGAGGAGGAACCAUCACUAACCUCCCCCCCUGUGAGCGAAGCAGAGCUCGAUAGGUUGGCAGGGGUUCUGGAAGAGUUGCAUCACCUGCUAGAGACGGCCCCUUGCUGCAUGGUGCAGCCGCCUGGGAAGGCUUUCCCAACUUCUGCAAGAAUAACGGGACCACAGGAGAGAGACGAUCCAUAUCCAGCACUGUAUAGGUAUAUGCAUGCAUGCCAUUUCUUGGAGAGCACGACAGUGGUGUUGUCUGCAGCUGCUGCGGCUGGGCACGUAGGUGUCACCCAAGCAGUCAGAGAGGUCCUGCGCUUCCUGUCACUCACCCAGUCAGGUCUGCUCUUCCUUCUCGCCCAGCCCACCCCCACAAACCUGCUGCUGCGUCUUCUGGCAUCGAUGUCAGAAGCAGAGAGCGAGGAGAGUACUUUGACCGGUGGAGAGGGAGCUCUCACCGGGCCCGGGUUUGGUGAAGAGGGCUUUGGCGUGUGGUUAAUGCAGGCGCUGCAUGCUUUGCAAGGUUUGUCAGAGCUCAUGAGCCAUGUGGCUGCAGGAGGAGAGGGAGGAGCCGGGCUGGAGGAAGGGGACAAUGCAGAGGUUCUGGGGCUGCUGCACGCGCUCUACCUGAUGACCUUCACUCAGACCGGUCGCAGUGCUGUGGCCCACGUUUGUAGCCUGGACAACAACCUUUCCUGUCUGGUGACCCUGCUCCAGCACCACAGCAAAGAUGGACAGGGUGAAGCGAAGGCUCGCAAAGCAGUGACAUAUAAUUAUGCCUGUAUGCUGGUGUUACUUGUGGUGCAGAGCUCUAAUGAACUGAGGAUGAUGGAACAGUUUGCUUCUCCACUGCUCUCCUUAGCCAAGGCUGAUGACACCAAUGCCAAGUUACAAGAGCUCAGUAAAUGGUUGGAACCUCUUGAAAAACUUCGCUUUGAUAUUGGCAGUAUUCCCACCCUUCUAGACUACAUUAAACAG